Messenger RNA from Stereum hirsutum FP-91666 SS1, 1914 nucleotides. RefSeq names its product prokaryotic type I DNA topoisomerase. Gene Ontology annotation, molecular function: DNA topoisomerase type I (single strand cut, ATP-independent) activity; DNA binding. The record is from RefSeq and is a predicted model, not a curated record. The transcript has 10 exons. Gene Ontology annotation, cellular component: nucleus. Gene Ontology annotation, biological process: DNA topological change. Bases 1 to 1914 code for a protein of 637 amino acids. NCBI's taxonomy places the organism in Eukaryota, Fungi, Basidiomycota, Agaricomycetes, Russulales, Stereaceae.
AUGAGGGUUCUGUGUGUGGCAGAGAAGCCUUCCAUAUCUAAAUCUAUCACACAAAUCCUGUCGGGCGGCCAAUUUACCACACGCAACACGGCCACGAACUACGUAAAAAACUAUGACUUUACCUAUAACUACACCCACUCCACAUUCACAGUCACUUGCGUCGCUGGGCACUUAAUGGAAUACGACUUCCACGACACUCAUCGGAAAUGGCAAUCGUGCGAUCCCAUUGCUCUUUUCGACGCACCCAUCGAGAGUAAAACGGCAAAGGACAAGACUGCUAUCGCGCAAAACAUUUCGAAUGAGGCGCGGAGAGCGGAUCAGCUCAUGAUAUGGACCGAUUGCGAUCGCGAAGGAGAAAAUAUUGGAUGGGAAAUUAUGGUAACUGCUCAGAAGACGAACCGUAAUAUCAUCGUCAAGCGAGCGAGGUUUAGUGCAAUCAUCGCACAACAGAUCCAUAAUGCCGCCCAACAUCCCAUCGAACUUGACCUUCUACAAGCGCAGGCAGUCACUGCUCGCAUAAACCUCGACUUGCGGAUAGGUGCAGCUUUCACUCGUAUGCAGACCAUGGCUCUUCGUGACCGACUGGAGAAACUUAAAGAAGCCGGCGUCAUUUCCUACGGACCCUGUCAGUUUCCAACACUUGGUUUCGUUGUCUCGCGCUACAAUCAAGUGCAAUCAUUUGUUCCUGAGGCAUUCUGGUACAUUUACCUGUCGAUCGAGCCUAACGCUGGCUCAUCCAAGAUCAAUGAGGAAGUCCAGUUCACGUGGAGGAGAGGGCACUUGUUUGAGUUCGAAGUCGCUCUGGUCAUCUACGAGGUAGUACUCGCCUCUCCACGGGCCAGAGUCACAAAGGUUACCAAGAAAAAUACGAAGAAAUGGAAGCCGUUACCCCUCACGACGGUCGAGCUCCAGAAGGCUGGCUCCCGUCUUUUGAAACUCGCCCCCAAGAAGAUUCUUGAUAUUGCUGAGAAACUCUACCAACAAGGAUUUUUAUCGUACCCUCGCACAGAAACCGACCAGUACGACCCACAGUUCGAUUUCAUGUCUCUCAUCGAAAAGCAGAACGUCGACCCAGAAUGGGGUCAAUUCGCGCAUAUGCUUCAGACUCAGGAUGGCUUCAAUGCACCCAGGAAGGGCAAGAACAAUGACCACGCGCAUCCUCCGAUUCACCCGACAGCACACGCAGCAAAUCUUGGCGGAGAUGAUAAGCGAGUUUACGAAUUUAUCGUUCGACGAUUUCUGGCGUGUUGUUCGAAGGAUGCAUUGGGCUUUCAGACGACGGUCGAUGUGCUCUGUGGGGGCGAAGAAUUCUAUGCUACGGGCUUGAUUAUCCUCGAGCGGAAUUUCUUGAACGUGUAUCCCUAUGAGAAGUGGAGCGGGAAGGAACUACCCGACUUUGAGGAAGGAGACGAGUUCAUGCCCUCCGUUUGUGAGCUUCGAGAGGGUGUCACUUCUCCGCCGAACCUUCUUACCGAGGCUGAUCUCGUCGGAUUGAUGGACAAGAAUGGAAUCGGUACCGACGCGACAAUUGCGCAACAUAUCGAGACUAUCAUUGAACGCGGCUACGUUAUACCUCGGCCGGAUGGGGGAGUGAAGUACCUCGUUCCCUCGACGUUGGGUAUCGGACUGGUGGAUGGAUACAACGAGAUCGGCUUCGAGAAGAGUCUGAGCAAGCCACAACUCCGACGAGAUACUGAGCGCAAUCUAGUGCAAGUGUGUCAAGGACAGAAGUCCAAGACCGACAUGCUUUCCGAGAGUAUAGAACAGUACAAGGAGAUGUAUAUCCUGGCCAAAAGAGACUUCCCUAAGAUCAUGGCCGUGAGUGUUUUCUCAUGUCAUCACAGACGCGGGUUGACCAUUUUUUCAUGCCCUUCUUCGGUACAUGAUAUUGCAGGCCGUUCGGAGGCGGCUUGA